This is a messenger RNA of Trypanosoma conorhini, 2403 nucleotides long. RefSeq names its product putative minichromosome maintenance (MCM) complex subunit. Gene Ontology annotation, biological process: double-strand break repair via break-induced replication; DNA replication; mitotic DNA replication initiation. Gene Ontology annotation, molecular function: single-stranded DNA helicase activity; ATP binding; single-stranded DNA binding. The coding region runs from base 1 to 2403 and encodes 800 amino acids. Gene Ontology annotation, cellular component: MCM complex; nucleus. The record is from RefSeq and is a predicted model, not a curated record. The transcript has a single exon. Lineage: Eukaryota; Euglenozoa; Kinetoplastea; Trypanosomatida; Trypanosomatidae.
AUGCUUGGGAAUCGCAGCCUGACGGAGGAGCAGACCCUCAUCCGUCGCCACUUCAUCGACUUCUUUGAGUCGGAGCGGUACGAGGAAAAGUACCACGAACGCGUGCAUGCGAUGAUGUCCGCCGCGAAGUCGAGGCUGCUGCUUGACAUGGGCGACCUGCUUGACUUUGCCCCUGUGUCCGCCGGCUUUGACGGCAGCGGCGCGGCGGCGGGGGCGGCGCCUGUCUCGCUUGGCGUCGGCCUUAUCCGUGAACCCGGAAAGUUUGUGCCGCUGCUUGAGCUUGCCCUCCACGACGUCGUACUGCGGCAGCAGCCUGAGUACCUGAAGGUGGACUACCGCUCCCGUGCGGUGCACGUUGGGUUUGAGGGUCCCGUGGGAACCGUGCUCUCGCCGCGGGAGUUGUACGCCAGACACCUGAACACCAUGGUCGCACUCGAGGGCAUCAUCACGCGACAGUCCUCCAACCGUCCACGCGUGCUGGAGUCGGUGCACUACUGCCCCGAGACGAACAAGUUUACCCGCAAGGAAUUUCGUGAUCAGUUCACACCCAUGCUUGACAGCACUCACCUCCCGACGGUGAAUGUCAUGCCAAAGACUGACAUGGAGGGCCACGCACUCCGUACAGAGCUGGGGCUGUCAACCUUUAUGGACUCGCAGUGCGCCAUUCUUCAAGAGGCCCCUGAACGUGCGCCGACAGGUCAACUGCCCCGCACCGUUGAACUUCGCUUUGACGAUGACCUGGUGGAUGCUGUAAAACCCGGCGAUCGUGUGAUGCUGGUGGGGGUCUACAUGGCCUACACCACGGCUGACAGUAAAAGUUUUCAAUCUAUUGUGUUGGUAAAUCAUGUGGUGUCUGUGCAGGCCUUUACGAUGUACCGUCGCGUUAUGGCCGUGGAGGAGAAGCUGAUGGCCUUUGCGCAGAAGUGCACUCAGAGCGAUGGACCUGCGGGGGUGCUGGAGGCGCUAAGCAAGGCUGUCGCACCCACCAUCUACGGGAUGACGAACGAGAAAAAGGCGGUUCUGCUGCUUAUGGUGGGUGGCGUCGAGCGGCAGGCGCAUCAAUCGCACGUGCGCGGCGACAUCAAUGUGCUGCUCGUGGGUGAGCCCUCCACGGCGAAGUCGCAGCUGCUUCGCUUCGUCCUCGGCGUCGCACCGUUGGCGCUGAACACAACCGGAAAAGGUUCUUCCGGGGUAGGAUUGACGGCCGCCGUGUCCGUGGACUCCUACACGGGCGAGCGUUCUCUCUCGGCGGGGGCGAUGGUGCUGGCGGACCGCGGUAUUCUCUGCAUUGACGAGUUUGAUAAAAUGAGUCCGCAGGACCGCGUUGCGAUGCAUGAGGCAAUGGAGCAGCAGACGGUCACCAUUGCAAAGGCAGGCAUUCACGCCUCCCUCAAUGCCCGUUGUAGCGUACUGGCGGCGGCAAAUCCUAUCUACGGCUUUUACAGUGUGCAUCACCGUCUUGCAUUUAAUGUGGGGUUGCCCGAGUCGCUGCUCUCGCGUUUCGACCUCACCUUUAUUGUGCUCGACAAGCACUCCUCGGAGCACAAUCGUCGUAUUGGGAGGCACAUCCUCCGUAAUCACAUGACCGCCGCACCUGUGGGCAUCGAUCAGAGUGUCACCAAGACGGUGGUGGAUAGCGUAGAUUCCGUCUGGGCGCAGUCCGCAAAGAACGGAGGGAGCGGCAGCGGCGGAAUGGACCUCCGCAUGACGACAACGAGUACGGGGGAACCCAUCGUUGGCGUUGACUUCCUGCGCGCCUACGUGCAGCUUGCGAAGGAGGGGCGACCGUUGCUGACGGAGGCCGCGCAGCAGCUCGUCAGCCAGCACUACGUGCAGCUGCGCGCGGAGCAGCAGGAGGGGUCCAAGGACGGCUUCUACGUGACGGCGCGUACGUUAGAGGCGAUUGUGCGCCUGUCGACGGCGCACGCGAAGCUGCGGCUCUCCGAGACCGUAGGUGAGGAGGACGUCAAAACCGCCAUGGAGCUUUUGCGCGCCUCUGUUCAUGCCGCAUCCAUGGCGUCCAUGCAGCGUAGCGAGGACAAUGAGGAGGCGGCCGGGGAAGGCCGUCCUGGUCGGAAGCGCCCCGCGGCUGUGCUCCAGGACGGCGAGCAUGACGCUGACAGUGCGGGCAGUGGGCGAGCGCCACAUGACGCGAACGGUGGAGCAUCGUCGUCUGCGGCGGCGGAGGGCGCGGUGAGGGAGCAACUCAUUGAAAAGCGAAUUUUAGAGGUUCUCCGCGCCAUGCAGCGUGAGCAGCGUCCGUCGGUGCGACUGACGGAACUGCGUGAAAGGGUGGGCGACGACACCUCUUUGGAUCGUCUGCAGCAGAUCGUCUCCCGGCUGCAGAGCGACAGCUUUGUAUUCGAAGGCGCCGGCAGUGAGGGGUGGAUUCAGUUCAUAUAA